Messenger RNA from Manis pentadactyla (Chinese pangolin), 2803 nucleotides. It is a transcript of the gene MINDY1, whose product is annotated as MINDY lysine 48 deubiquitinase 1. The record is from RefSeq and is a predicted model, not a curated record. Gene Ontology annotation, molecular function: K48-linked deubiquitinase activity; cysteine-type carboxypeptidase activity; cysteine-type deubiquitinase activity. Gene Ontology annotation, cellular component: cytosol; cell periphery. The transcript has 10 exons. The coding region runs from base 907 to 2238 and encodes 443 amino acids. NCBI's taxonomy places the organism in Eukaryota, Metazoa, Chordata, Mammalia, Pholidota, Manidae. Gene Ontology annotation, biological process: protein K48-linked deubiquitination.
UGUCCCUUCCAGCGUCAGGCGGAGGGAAGGGAAAACGUCCGUUGUUUUUCUCUUUCCCUCACUGCCGAUCACCAAGAGGCUGACCAGGUCAGAAAGCCAUGAUGGAAAUCUUCCAAUGCUGGACAGGCUCCCUCCUCCAGAGAGCUUGUCCUUGACUAAUUUUUUUUUUCCUGAUGAGAAAGAAGAGAGAGAAAGAAGGGAAAAGAAAAACCACAAACUUCCUUGGAAAACCAGCUCCUAGUCAGGGCCUAGAGCGCCCGCCCUAGACUCCAGCACUCAGGAAUCCUGACGACUCGGGUGGCCCUGGAGCACCUGGGCCGAGCCCCUGCCUGCCCCCGCGCUCCUCUGGGGCCCUCGGUCCGGGGCGUGAGCCGGAAGCAGCCCCGACUGGGCAAGGCCUGCCGCUGGUAAGCCUGUGAAACUGGUGUAGGCUCUGGCAUCGACAGCUGGAUGGCAGCUGGGGCUGUGGCGCAGCCUCUCGGUGUAUCCAUCUCCCGCAUUGAAUUGUCAUAGCUGACCCCUCUUUCUCAGUCCUGGAACAGCACCCACUUCUUAAGGGAAGCUGACUUCAUCCAAUGUCUUCAGUCGUGCGGGAGUCAUUCCUCCCAAGCCUGAAUGCCCAUACCCUCAUUGGUGCCAUCUGGUCACAGCUGGUCAAAAGAGCUCAGCCUGGGGCUGUUCUGUCCACCCAAGCUGAGAAGACAUGUCCUCCCCAUAGCCAGGAGGGACUAUACAGACACUCUCCAGCCUUCCACACUAUAUUCCUUUGCUAAGACUUUUCUGGGUCUCUUUGCUUUCUAGCCCAAUUUCCUUGUUAUUGGAUCAUCCCUCUUUUGCAUACCAAGCCUAAAUUAGGCAAUUCACUCAGUAAAGUCCUUUGGUGCCCUUCAGUUGACCCCUGUGAUCAUGGAACACCAGCAGCCUGAGCAUCCUGCCUCUGGUAAGGCCAGGAUUGCAGAAGCAGUCAGCUCUGAAAAUCACAAGGUCCUGUCACAACCAGAUGAGCAUCCUCAGGAUAUAGAUGGUGGAGAUGCUGAUGGGGCAAUCAGAGAACAGGAGCCAGGAGACCAAGUUUCCCUGCCUGCCCAGGGUCAGGAUAACCUCCAGUUCCCUCCACCUCAUGCCAGCUCAAGCCAACUGGGGCCAGCCCAUGGGAUGUUACCUGAGGUAGAGACCAUGGGGGCGUGCUCCAGACCCCAGGAGCUUCCCCAGUCCCCCAGGGUCCAACAGUCUGAGCUAGAUUUCUACUGUGUAAAGUGGAUACCCUGGAAGGGAGAACGGACCCCCAUCAUUACCCAGAGCACAAAUGGCCCUUGUCCUCUCCUUGCCAUCAUGAACAUCCUCUUUCUUCAGUGGAAGGUGACGCUGCCUCCUCAGAAGGAAGUGAUCACAUCAGAUGAGCUCAUGGCCCAUCUUGGGGACUGCCUCCUCUCCAUCAAGCCCGAGGAGAAAUCAGAGGGACUUCAGCUUAAUUUUCAGCAGAAUGUGGACGAUGCAAUGACAGUGCUGCCUAAACUGGCCACAGGUCUGGAUGUCAAUGUGCGAUUCACAGGUGUCUCUGAUUUCGAGUACACACCUGAGUGCAGUAUCUUUGACCUACUAGGCAUACCUCUGUACCAUGGCUGGCUUGUUGAUCCGCAGAAUCCUGAGGCUGUGAGUGCAGUUGGGAAACUGAGUUACAACCAGCUGGCAGAGAAGAUCAUUACCUGCAAGCACUCCAGUGACACAAACCUUGUGACAGAAGGCCUGAUUGCAGAGCAGUUCCUGGAGACCGCGGCGGCACAGCUGACCUACCAUGGACUGUGUGAGCUAACAGCAGCUGCCAAGGAGGGCGAACUUAGCGUUUUUUUCCGAAACAACCACUUUAGCACUAUGACUAAGCACAAGAGUCACUUGUACUUACUGGUCACUGACCAGGGCUUUCUACAGGAGGAGCAAGUGGUGUGGGAGAGCCUGCACAAUGUGGAUGGGGACAGCUGCUUUUGUGACUCUGACUUUCACCUAAGUCAUUAUCUGGGCAGGGGACCUGAAGCAGGAUGUGGGAAUGGCUCAUCAGAAAAGCAGCGGCAGUUAGACCAGGACUACCUGAUUGCUCUGUCCCUGCAGCAGCAGCCACAAGGUGCACUGGGGCUCAGUGACUUGGAGCUGGCCCAGCAGCUUCAGCAAGAGGAGUACCAACAGCAGCAAGCAGUCGUGCCUGCCCCUGUGCGGGUCCUGCCACCGCCCGCUGAUGGAUGACCAACUAUUAAAUCUGAUGCAGGGGAGAGGAGCCACAUCUGGACGUCCAGCUGGGGACCGUCGGCAGAGGCUGAAGCAGGAGUCUGACUGUGUCCUCCUGUAGCACUGCCAAGUGCCAGGUCGCCCUGUCUCUUCUUUCAGAGGCCAUGGCUGUUUUGCUUGCUCCUCUAGCUCAACCCUGAGAUACACAGGGUAACUUACUUAUGGACUAUUGGGGAUCAGAGCAGGCAGUAAGUGCCAGGGUCAGACUCGGUAACAUCUUUGCCCUCAUGGGCUGCUCAGCCUUUCUAACUCCCAUUCAUCCCAGGCAAUGUUGGGACUGGUGGGGUGAGGAUUUAUGAUCCUAACUGCCUUUCCCCAGAAUAGUUACACUAAUAUACAGACUCAGGCUCCAGGAGAAGUCCAUGUCUAGAAUGCAUCUCCCCAACUUCCCACCCAUGACUGGCUGGGUCCUCCUGACUAUCUUGAGAGCCCAUCUCCGUUUGUUUCAGAGUUUGAUUUGGGUUUCUAUCUCCAUUAUUUGUAAUGCCUUUCUAGGGGUUUGGAAAUAAAACUUCUUUCCUGA